Lactuca sativa (garden lettuce) is the source of this 3842-nucleotide messenger RNA. RefSeq lists its product as uncharacterized. Gene Ontology annotation, molecular function: protein binding; ATP binding; protein kinase activity. Gene Ontology annotation, biological process: protein phosphorylation. NCBI's taxonomy places the organism in Eukaryota, Viridiplantae, Streptophyta, Magnoliopsida, Asterales, Asteraceae. The record is from RefSeq and is a predicted model, not a curated record.
AAUAAUGUCUUCUUCAACCUUCUUAUUUUUCUCUCUGGCUCUACUAAUCAUCACCCUCUUCCCCAUACCAAAAAUUACUUCUGCUUCUUUGGAGGAAACCAAUGCUCUUCUUAAAUGGAAAGCAAGCCUUGAAAUCCCAAAAAACUCAUUGCUCUCUUCAUGGAUUCCCCUCUCUUUGAAUUCCAGUGCAUCAGUUCCAUGCACUUCUUGGUUUGGAGUGGUUUGCAAUGCUGAUGGGAGCAUUCAGAAGUUGAGCCUCACAUCAUCGAGAUUAAAGGGUAUGCUUCAACGAUUUCCAUUCUCUUUGCUACACAAUUUUACGCAUUUUGAUCUCAGUCUAAACAACCUCUUUGGCACCAUCCCUCCAGAAAUCCAACUUUUGUCCAAACUUGUAUAUCUUGAUUUUUCAUUGAAUAAGUUUUCUGGAGUAAUCCCACCUGAAAUAGGAAAUCUAUACCAGCUAACCAUCUUGUACUUAUACUCAAACAAUAUCUCUGGUCCCAUUCCUAUUGAACUUGGGAAUUUGAAGUCUCUCACUAAUCUUGAUGUGAGCACCAAUCAACUUAGUGGUUCUAUUCCUUCAUCAUUGGGUAAUUUGACAUCUUUGAAUGUCCUUUAUUUGUACAAAAACCAACUCUCUGGUCCCAUUCCUAUUGAACUUGGGAAUUUGAAGUCUCUCACUGAUCUUGAGGUGGCCAUCAAUCAGCUUAUUGGUUCUAUUCCUUCAUCAUUGGGUAAUUUGACAUCUUUGAAUUUACUUUAUUUGUACCAAAAUCAACUCUCUGGUCCCAUUCCAGUGGAACUUGGAAAUUUGAAGUCUCUCACUCAUCUUACGGUGAGCGGCAAUCAACUUUCUGGUUCUAUUCCUUCAUCAUUUGGGGAUUUGACAUCUUUAAAUCUACUUUAUUUGUACGAAAAUCAACUAUCAGGCCCCAUUCCUAUUGAACUUGGGAAUUUGAAGUCUCUCACCGAUCUUGAGGUGAGCAGCAAUAAGCUUAGUGGUUCUAUUCCUUCAUCAAUGGGUAAUUUGACAUCUUUGGAUAUCCUUUAUUUGCACCAGAAUCAACUCUCUGGUCCCAUUCCUAUUGAACUUGGGAAUUUGAAGGCUCUUACUGAUCUUGUGGUGUACAACAAUCAACUUAGUGGUUCAAUUCCUUCAUCAUUCGGUAAUUUGACAUCAUUAAAGGUCCUUUAUUUGAACCAAAAUAAAAUCUCUGGUCCCAUUCCUAUUGAACUUGGGAAUAUGAAGUCUCUAACUAAUCUUGAAGUGAGCAAUAAUGAACUUAGUGGUUCUAUUCCUUCAUCAUUGGGUGAUCUGAUAUCUUUGAAAGUCCUUUAUUUGUCCCAAAAUCAACUAUCUGGUCCCAUUCCUACUGAAUUAGGGAAUUUGAAGUCUCUCACAAAUCUUAGUUUGAGCAAUAAUCAGUUUAGUGGUUCUAUUCCUUCAUCAAUGGGUGAUUUGACAUCUUUGAAUAUCCUUUUUUUACACCAGAAUCAACUCUUAGGUCCCAUUCCUAUUAAACUUGGGAAGUUGAAGUCUCUCACUCAUGUUGUGGUUUACAACAAUCAGCUUAGUGGUUCUAUUCCUUCAUCAAUGGGUAAUUUGACAUCUUUGAAUGUCCUUUAUUUGUACCAAAAUCAACUCUCUGGUCCCAUUCCUAUUGAACUUGGGAAUUUGAAAUCCCUCACUCAUCUUGAUGUGAGCGGCAAUCAACUUAGUGGUUCUAUUCCUUCCUCACUAACAAACCUCAACAACAUACAAUGGCUGACCCUCGGUAGUAAUAAAUUAUUUGGUUCCAUUCCUAGUAAACUUGGGAAGUUGAAGUCUCUCACUCAUCUUUCGGUGAGCAGAAAUCAGCUUAGUGGUUUUAUUCCUUCAUCAUUUGGUGAUUUGACAUCUUUAAAUCUCCUUUAUAUGCAUCACAAUGAGCUUGCUGGUUCCAUUCCUAGUGAACUUGGGAAAUUGAAGUCUCUCACUGAUUUUAAGAUGAACAACAAUCAAAUUAGUGGUUCUAUUCCUCCAGAGUUUGGAAAUUUAACUCAACUAGAAAGACUUAAUCUGUCUUCGAAUAAUUUGGCUGGUGAGAUCCCAAAGGAGUUUGGGAAGAUGAAAAGUAUGUUGGAUUUGUCCUUGGCUGGCAACCGACUUUCGGGUGUUAUACCUCUAGAGCUUGGAUUUUGUGAACUUCUUGAAGUACUUGAUCUAUCCAAAAAUAGAUUGAACGGGUCGAUUCCAACAAGUAUUGGUCAAUGGGCACAAAUCCACUACUUGAAUCUUAGUAAUAACAAGCUCGGCGAGAAAAUUCCAUCCGAGAUUGGUAGGUUAGUUCAUCUUACAGAACUUGAUUUAUCUCAUAAUUUUCUCAUGAAAGAGAUACCAUCUGAAGUUCAAAGUUUGCAGAGUUUGCAAAAAUUGGAUCUUUCUCACAAUAGACUAUCUGGUUCCAUUCCUGAUGCUUUUACAAGUUUGCCUAACGGUAUUGAUAUCAACCUUUCUUACAAUGAGCUCUCAGGUCCAGUCCCUCCUUGCGCCAACUUUGUGAAUGCGUCCAUAAAAAGCAAUCCAGAUUUGUGUGGGAAUAUUACCGGAUUGAAACUUUGUCCAAGUCAAAUUAUGAAAAAGAAAAAUGAUCCCUUUCUUCAUAAACUUAUCCUUGUGAUUAUGCUCCCCCUUAUCGGGGCUGUUUUACUUGGUGUAUGCACAUAUGGCCUAACUGCUUAUCAACAACAAAAGAAAAAGUCUCCACAAAAACUAUCGGACGAAGAAACUGGUGAUUAUUUCUCCAUCACAAGUUUUGAUGGAAAAAUAGUGUAUGAUGACAUCUUGAAAGCGACGAACAAUUUUGAUGAAGCAUAUUCCAUUGGGACCGGAGGAUAUGGGACUGUGUACAAAGCCGAGCUACAACCUAACAAUGUGGUAGCUGUCAAGAAACUUCACUCAUCAUUUGAGAAUGCUGAUCAUAAUGGAUUCCUUAACGAGGUACGAGCAUUAACGAACAUAAGACAUCGAAACAUAGUGAAACUCUAUGGAUAUUGCUCCCAUGUCCGCCACUCAUUUUUGAUUUAUGAAUACCUUGAAAAGGGAAGCCUUGGAUCAAUCUUAAGAAGCGAUGUCUUAGCAAAAGAAUUGGAUUGGUUGAAAAGGGUAAAUAUUGUAAAGGGUGUAGCUAAUGGUUUGGCUUAUAUGCAUCACGACUGCUCACCUCCAAUAAUUCAUAGAGACAUAUCCAUAGCCAACAUCCUUCUUGAUUUUGAUUGUGAGGCACAUAUUUCUGAUUUUGGCACAUCCAAGCUUUUAAAGCUCGAUUCAUCCAACUGGACCGCAAUUGCAGGCACCUAUGGUUAUAUCGCACCAGAGCUUGCUUUUACGAUGGUGGCAAAUGAGAAAUGCGAUGUUUAUAGCUUUGGAGUUGUUGCACUAGAAGUUAUAAUGGGAAAGCAUCCUGGAGAUCUCAUAACAUCUUUACCAACAUUGUCUUCUGAUUAUCUGGAGCCAGGAAAUGUGGAAGACAGUCGGAUACCUCCUCCCUCAUCCCAAGUUGAGAAACAAGUUUGGCUGGUUCUGAGUCUCGCAAGAGCAUGUUUGAACUCCAAUUCACUUGAAAGACCAACAAUGCAACAAGUUUCAAAUCGAUUAAUGAAGGAUCUGCUUUGAAUUGACAUCUGUUGCCUGAUCAAUAUAGUGUACUUUCAGUGUUCUUUACUUUUCUUAAGUUCCCUAUAUGCACCCUGCCAAUAUGUAUUCAUUUGAAUGGCUUUUUGUUAAGAAACUUCACAUAUGUUUGUGGUAGUAAAGAAAUAAGUCAAUGAAGAUUACUACACUUCUAAAAACACAGCACUGA